ACUGCAUAGAUUUAGGAGCAUUAGGGUCACAGGUUGCAUUGUCCUAUUAGAUGUUUACUUUGGUGAACGAAACAAAUACUUGCACUGGAAUUAAUAAGGCAUGCAAAGGGACGGUCCACUUUACAAUAGUGGGAAAUGCACCUUCGUAGUUUGUUGAAACAUUGUCAAAUGUGGCAUUAAUUGCUUUGUUAUCCUGUUCAUCUAUAAAUACACACAUCUCUGAUAUCUCACAUCACUGCAUUUCCUAGUGCUCAUAGAAUUUUAAGUUUCUAUCAAUAUCUUGUAGUUCAAUUCAAACUUGUAAGCAGCAUGGGGGCUCUUACUUUCACAGAUGAGUUUACUAGCACUGUCCAGCCAGGAAGGUUGUUCAAGGCUCUGAUCCUUGAUGCUCCAAACCUCAUUCCCAAACUCAUGCCUGAGGCCAUUAAGAAUGUUCAAUUGGUUGAAGGAAAUGGAGGUCCCGGAAGCAUUCAGGAGAUAACCAUUGCUGAAGGUGAUAAGAUCAAACACUUGAAGCAUAGAAUUGAUGCAAUUGACCCUGAGAAAUUGACUUACAGCUACGCAGUGAUCGAGGGAGACGGUGCACUGGAAAAAGUGGAUUCAAUUUCACAUGAGAUUAAGUUCGAGGCCACUGAAGAGGGAGGUUGCAAGACCAAGAAUGUGAGCACUUAUCAUCCCAAAGCAGGGGUUGAGGUCAAAGAGGAGGAUUUCAAGGCUGCAAAGGACGAAGGCUUGGCUCUCCUUAAGGCAGUGGAUGCUUAUCUUCUGGCAAACCCAGAUGCCUAUGUUGCUGCAUUGAUAAACAUAUUCAUUUCCAUCAAAGUGAUCAUUCCUGUAACCACAAGACCAAGUUCAUUUCACAACCUUGAGUUUUCUGUGAUCUUUGCAAUCAACACAAUAUUCACCAUGGGAAGCACAACUUUUACAUACGAUUAUUCCUCCCCUGUUGCUCCAUCACGCAUGUUCAAGGCCUUGAUCACUGACUCCAGAACUUUGCUUCCGAAGCUCUUACCACAGUUCAUAAAAGAGGUCAACGUGAUCCAAGGAGAUGGGGAAGCUGGAAGCAUUGAACAGGUUAACUUUGCUGAAGCUAGCCCCUUCAAAUAUGUGAAACACAGGAUUGAUGAGGUUGAUAAGGAGAAAUUAGUGUGCAAAUACACUAUGAUUGAAGGGGGUCCAUUGGGGGAAAAGCUUGAGUCCAUAGCUUAUGAGGUUAAAUUUGAGGCCACAAGUGAUGGUGGUUGCCUCUGUAAAAUGACAACCAAAUACAAUGUCAUAGGGGAUUUUGAAGUCAAAGAAGAAGAGAUAAAGGAAGGAAAGGAAAGCUCUCUUGGAGUCUGCAAAGUGGUGGAAGCCUACCUGCUUCAGAAUCCCCAAAUCUAUGCUUAAAUUUUCAUCUGAUUGUUCAAAAUCACCAUGCACGAGAUAUAUAUGCCUCAGUGUAAGAAAAAUGUGUCAAAAAUCUCGCGUUGACCGAAAAUAAGACCGAUUUAAAAUAUAUAAGUGGAUGCAAAUCUCAUUUUACAAGUUGGUUUUGUAGGGUUGAAGUAGACUUAAAGUAUGUUUCUCACACUUUGUACGUCGAUGAUGUUCAAUUUAUUCAGUUUUUGAAUGAUUUUGUAUGCAACUAAACGUAGGGACAAUAGAAGGUUUCGCCAAGUAUUGAUUGAAUUCCUUAUUAAGUCCUUACUCUUCAAAGGCAUACUCAGUGCUUUGGCAAAAUAUUUGUGCUUUUUGCAGUAGCAGAAUUGGAGAUUCACUAUGCUAUUUUAUGAAUUCAUUGUGCAACUAAUAACGUUUGGUUUGUGUUA
Vigna unguiculata (cowpea) is the source of this 1811-nucleotide messenger RNA. Its product is annotated as major allergen Pru ar 1. Gene Ontology annotation, molecular function: protein phosphatase inhibitor activity; signaling receptor activity; abscisic acid binding. The record is from RefSeq and is a predicted model, not a curated record. Gene Ontology annotation, biological process: abscisic acid-activated signaling pathway; defense response. Lineage: Eukaryota; Viridiplantae; Streptophyta; Magnoliopsida; Fabales; Fabaceae. Gene Ontology annotation, cellular component: cytoplasm; nucleus.